Molecule: messenger RNA, 1395 nt
Organism: Centrocercus urophasianus (Greater sage-grouse)
Lineage: Eukaryota; Metazoa; Chordata; Aves; Galliformes; Phasianidae
Gene: GABRA5
Product: gamma-aminobutyric acid type A receptor subunit alpha5
Exons: 9
Coding region: 1-1395 (464 amino acids)
Biological process (GO): monoatomic ion transmembrane transport; nervous system process; regulation of postsynaptic membrane potential
Cellular component (GO): postsynapse; synapse; dendrite membrane
Molecular function (GO): transmitter-gated monoatomic ion channel activity involved in regulation of postsynaptic membrane potential; GABA-A receptor activity; inhibitory extracellular ligand-gated monoatomic ion channel activity
Source: RefSeq, a predicted model, not a curated record
AUGGACAAUGGAACGGUUUCUGGCUUUAUCAUGAUCAAAAACUUCUUCCUCUUCUGCGUCUCCAUGAGUUUAGCUGGCCGCUUCGGCUUAUCUCAAACGCCGACAGCACCAGGAAAAGAGGACACCAAUGAUAACAUUACCAUCUUCACCAGGAUCUUGGAUGGCCUGUUGGAUGGCUACGACAACCGGCUGCGCCCAGGACUAGGAGAGAGAAUAACUCAGGUGAAAACAGACAUCUAUGUUACCAGUUUUGGCCCGGUGUCAGACACAGAGAUGGAAUACACCAUAGAUGUGUUUUUCCGACAAAGCUGGAAGGACGAAAGGCUUCGAUUCAAAGGACCUAUGCAGCGUCUCCCUCUCAACAACCUGCUUGCCAGCAAAAUCUGGACGCCAGACACUUUUUUCCACAACGGCAAGAAGUCUAUUGCUCACAACAUGACGACACCAAACAAACUUCUGCGCCUUGAGGAUGAUGGCACUCUGCUGUACACAAUGAGACUGACCAUCUCUGCUGAGUGUCCCAUGCAACUUGAAGAUUUCCCCAUGGACGCACACGCCUGCCCAUUAAAAUUUGGAAGCUACGCUUACCCCAAUUCUGAAGUGAUCUAUGUGUGGACCAACAGCACCACAACCUCUGUGGUUGUGGCUGAAGACGGUUCCCGACUUAACCAAUACCACCUGAUGGGACAAACUGUGGGAACUGAGAACAUCAGUACCAGUACAGGCGAAUACACCAUAAUGACAGCACAUUUUCAUCUGAAAAGAAAAAUCGGUUAUUUUGUCAUCCAGACAUACCUUCCCUGCAUUAUGACUGUGAUCUUAUCACAAGUGUCGUUUUGGCUGAACAGAGAAUCUGUCCCUGCUCGGACCGUCUUUGGAGUGACAACAGUCCUCACCAUGACCACCUUAAGUAUCAGUGCCCGCAACUCUUUGCCAAAAGUGGCCUAUGCUACUGCCAUGGACUGGUUUAUAGCUGUCUGCUAUGCCUUUGUAUUUUCUGCAUUGAUUGAGUUUGCAACGGUCAACUAUUUCACCAAGAGGAGUUGGGCAUGGGAUGGCAAAAAAGCCCUGGAAGCUGCUAAAAUCAAGAAGAAAAAAGAGCGCCAGUUGCUGGGAAAUAAAUCAACAAAUACAUACAGCACUGGGAAGAUGACCCCUGCCCCAAACAUGCCAAAGGACUCGGCCCCUUCCGUCAUCUCAAACGCUGUUCCUGCUCCAGUGAAGUCUGUGGAAGAAAAGCCUGCCGAAAGCAAAAAGACUUACAACAGCAUCAGUAAGAUUGACAAAAUGUCCCGGAUAAUUUUUCCAGUGCUGUUUGGAACUUUUAACUUAGUCUACUGGGCCACAUAUUUGAAUAGGGAGCCUGUUAUUAAAGGUGCCAACUCUCCAAAAUAA